AAAUCCUUAUAACUGAGUAAAAGACCCCUCUGCAUUUACCCGUUGGUGUGUAUUGUCACACACCUUGUCCAUUGGGGAAACGUGUUGGAUUGCGUCAUCAGUCGACUGCGCAGGAAGCAAAGCGACUGAUGUUCUGAACGUGGCCUUUCCUUUUUCCUGCGCAUGCGCAGAAAGGCCGCCGAGCCAAAAUGACAGCUCUCUCCUCUUGUCUCUGUGGGAAGUCGACACAGCUGGUUGAUUUCUGGACAACUCAAAAUGGAAAGGAAUACAACAUUAUUCAGAUAUUUGCAUGGAAUGUAAUGACUAUAUAUUUAUAUAGUUUCUGAAAUAUUAAUGUUUUUGUUGUAGUAUCCGGUUAAUGUCUUCAUGUCAUUUGAGUUGACAGUGUCUUAGGUAGCUUGUUUGGGUUUUGUCUGUAAGCUAUCAGCAAGCUAACUGUUAGCUACACGUUAGCGUUUACGAGAAGGCCAGACUUGUCUUUAUUUUCUGUCAUAAUUCACAUGAACUAGUUAGCUACCCCUUUUACACAGGGAAUAAAUUAGCUAUUACAUACCGUCGUGUUUGCGCUGUUUUUUUGUUUAUUUUCAAACUCUUGAUUCUCUCUUAAGUGAUCGCAUUUAUUAUUAUUUAUUUUUUUUGGACAGUAAGGACGCAAGUAACGUUUUUAUUUUAUUUACUGUUUACUAGUCUUAGUUUCCUACCUUUUGGCUCUCGGACACUUUGUUGAUCUUUAUUUUAUGUAUUGAAGUAUCGGGUCAAAUUGCUUUUCCCCCACCAUGUUUCUGGAAGGCGGUGUGUUGCUUUGGGCCAGUUUCUACGGUACAAAACUCUAAAAAAAAAAACACAAAACCAACAAACAAGUGAUUUCAGUCCAUUUGACAACUCACAAUCAGCAUGUUUUUUUUUUUUGUUCUUCCCCUUCCGACGCGUUAGAUAUUAACAUUUAGCUACAUUAAAAACUCAGCGACCUCCAUUGAACUUGCUCUGUGUCAUUUUGGACAGCUUGUUGAGUUCCCUCUUACAUAUGAUCCGUUUGGUGUCUGGGGACAUCGAGUGAACCCGUCUGUGUCCCUUUUCGUUGCCACCAUGUCUUGUGUACAUUAUAAAUUCUCAUCUAAACUCAACUACGACACGGUCACUUUCGAUGGCCUGAACAUCACUCUGGCCGACCUGAAAAGACAGAUCAUGGGUCGAGAGAGACUCAAAGCUGUCGACUGCGGCCUACAAAUCACCAACGCACAAACUAAAGAAGAAUACAAAGACGACGAGGCCCUGAUAUCCAAGAACUCCUCUGUCAUCAUCAGAAGAAUACCCAUCGGAGGAGUCAAGGCUUCAAGCAAGAUGUAUAACAUUGAGCGUUUUUCAGAACAGAAUCACUUCCCCGUUCAGAACCUCCCCGUCGGAUCCUCCAAAGGAGAUCGUUCUUCAGAACACUGUCACUUUUCCAUUGGAUCCUCCAAAGGAAUUGAUGAUCAUGCUUCAUCAAUAUCACUGGCCCAACUUUCAAAGACGGCGAACCUGGCUGAGGCCAACGCAUCGGAGGACGACAAGAUCAGAGCCAUGAUGUCACAGUCCAACCACGACUACGACCCCAUACAUUAUGUAAAGAAGUUGACCGGUCCCCCUCCAGCCAACUACACCUGUUAUCGCUGUGGCAAGAACGGACAUCACAUCAGGAACUGUCCUACUAACGGGAAGGAGAAAGGGUUUGAGCCGCCCCAGAGGAUCAAGAAGAGUACCGGCAUCCCCCGUUCCUUCAUGAAGGAAGUGGACGACCCGUCUAUAAAGGGAGCCAUGUUGACCAACACCGGCCACUACGCCAUCCCUACGAUAGACGCUGAGGCCUACGCUUUAGGUAAGAAGGAGAGGCCUCCGUUCGUCCCCAGGGACCAGUCCAGUUCCGAGGAGGACGAGGAUCCAGUCCCUGAUGAGCUCCUCUGUCUGCUCUGUAAAGACCUGAUGACUGACGCUGUGGUCAUUCCCUGCUGUGGCAACUCCUACUGCGACGACUGUAUCCGUACGUCUCUCCUGGAGUCAGAGGAACAUGUGUGUCCCACCUGUAGCCAAUCGAAUGUCUCCCCUGAUGCUCUCAUAGCCAAUAAGUUCCUGCGCCAGGCGGUAAAUAACUUUAAGAAUGAGACCGGUUACACCAAACGCAUGAUGACGAGAGUAGCCCAGCCCCCCGUCGUCCCUACCCCUCCUCUUCAGCCUCAGUCCCGCCCUCAGUGCCCGCUCCAGCCUAUCAGGAGCCAGCAGGACCCUCUCAUGCCCCGCCCUCCAGCCUUAGACACGCCACCAUUGGCUCAGCAGCAGGUUGGCCCGCCCCUCAGAGUCGGGAACCAUAAUAACUCCUCCCACAUGGCUGCUGGCUCCUCCUAUAACUCAACGGGCCCCUCCUCCCAGCACCCAACCAAUCACAACAACACGCUUAUGCUAAAAGAGCCAGAGAGUGGAGGAGUUCAGUCUGUGGUGGUCUCAGCCGAUCCCCCUCUAGCCACUGCCCCCAUGACCAAGGAAUACCAUGUUCCAGUGAUGAGCCAACCCCAGUCUGACAGUCACUCCCUGCAGAGGACAGGUCCUCCUCCCAGACUUUCUGAAGGACCAGCCCAUUGGGACAGCCCCUCCGGUCGUGGCAGGAACCAUAGCGACCGCGCCCCUCCCUCCCAGCCUCCGCCCACCAACGUGCCACCCCUUCUCUACAACCCUCCCUCCAUUUUCUCCUCUCCUCUUCCCCAUCCCCCAGGUGUCAUACCCCCCCACUACCCCCCUCCCCACUUCCCCCCGGGGCAACAGCCCCCCUCCAGCUACUCCCUGCCCCCUCCUGGAUACCCCCCUACCCCAGGAGUCACCAACCCCCCCUGGGCGCCCCCCAACACCCAGCCCCCCCUCACCGGGAAGCCAAUCCCCUCCUCUUCCUUCCUGUCCAAGGAUGAGUUCUACAGACAACAGAAGAGGCUGAAGGAUAACUCCGACUGUCGCUACGGUAACCGGGAAAAGUCCAAGCUGGAUGAGUUCACCAACGACUUUGCCAAGGAGCUGCUGGAGUACAGAAAGAUCCAGAAGGAGAGGAGACGCUCUUAUUCCAGGUCUAGGUCGUCCUACAGUAGCUCAUCCUACUCCAAAUCCCGUUCCCGUUCUCGUUCGUACUCCCGUUCCUCCAGUCGAUCCAGAUCCCGUUCCAGAUCCCGUUCCAGAUCCCGUUCCAGGUCUUACUCCCGCUCCUCUCCGUACUCCCGCCGCCACGGACGACCUCGCGGCUACCGCUCCCGUUCCCGUGGCUACCGCCGAUCACGCUCGCCGCCGCCUUUCAGGGACGGUGGAGGGGCGGGACGGGGGAGAGGACGGGGACGAGGUUACCGGUCGCGCUCUAGAUCACCUGGCCAAGGGGGGUACCGGACCCACACUCCUCCACCCCCAAGCUCCCGGAAGCCUGCCGCUGCUGGAGCGCCACCGGAGGGUGAGAGGAAGUACCCGGGCCGGACCCGGGAGAGGGAUUGGGAGCCGGCAGUGUACGAACGGGGUCCAGAGCACAAAGACCCGUACGAGAGGGAGAGGUACCGGGAGUGGGAGAAGGAGUACAGAGAAUGGUAUGAGAAAUACUUCAAAAACUACAACUCCCACAACCCUCCUCCCAAUAACCCCCCCGCCUACAGGGUCCGACCCCCGCUUGGUUUCGCCCCCGCCCCUGUGGCACCCCCAGCCGGACGAGACAGAGACCCCUACAACCCUCCUCCACCCUCGGACUUCUACCCCUCCCCCCGACACCGCCUGGACCGUGGAUCCUCCCCCUUCAGUCGAGGGAGGAGGCGAGGUGAGGGCUUUCCCCCUCCCCCCUCACACCCCUCCCCCAGGGGCAGGAACCAGCCAAUGACUUACCAGGAGAAGUGUGCUGAGCAGUUUGGAACUCUGCCGCUGUCCCGGUCAGCCAAUCAGGAUCAUCAGACGCCACUGAAGGUCGCAAAGGGUGACAGAGAUCCGUCGUCGAGCGUCGCCUCUCCCGCGGUCACUGUGACCUCCGACCUGAAAGAGCAGAAGCACAGGAAGAGGAAGAAGAGGAAGACUGAGCAGGGGAGAGGGGGAGGGGAGUCCUUCAGUGCUUCUGACUCUACGGACGACGCUCGGAAAGAAGAGAAGGAGGAGAAGAAGAAGAAGAGAACCGGGAGUACUCCCGUUGGUUCGUCAAGCCAUGACGACUCCACCCCAGUACGGGACGAGCCAAUAGACAGCGACGCCUCAGACUCAGUCCCGGACAAAGCUGAUAGGUGGACCAGGGACAGUAAGGAGGAGGAAGUGAGGAGAAAGAGUGACAGAGUUUAUAAACGCGGACCGGACUCCAGCGUAGCGAGAAAAGACUCAUCGUCCAAGAGCUGGAAGACCGUUAGAGAGACAGACCGGGAUCAGACCGGUACAGCCCGGGAUCAGACCGGUACAGACGGUUUAGCCUACCAGAAGACUUCUCUAACAGAACCGUCAGCCAAACGGGUCAAAGAUGAAUCUAUUCCCUUCCAACCAGACUCUUGCACCUCCCCCCAGAGAGAGAUGGAACUCCAACACCCUGCACCCCUAGCAUCAGCUCCCAAACUACCUCCUCCUAAACCCCACGCAGACCAGCUUGACACAAUCAGAAUCAACCCAGACCCAUUCAAACCGGUUAGAACCGACCCAGACCAGUUUAAACCUGUCAGAACUGACCCAGACCAGUUUAAACCUGUCAGAACCGACCCAGACCAGUUUAAACCUGUCAGAACCGACUCAGACCAGUUCAACACAGUUAGAACCGACCCAGACCAGUUUAAACCGGUUAGAACCGGCCCGGAUCAGUUUAAACCAUUCAGAACCGACCUGGACCAUUCCAGACCAGCCAAGGAAGAGCAGAGAGGGAAGAGAGAUCCAGGGUUUCGGCAGGACAGGGGCUCAGGGAGAGAGGACAAGCCCAGGAGAGAGGCUGACAUCAGGGUGGGCAGAGAACAGGAGAGAGACCCUGGCAAAGCUCCAGACACCAAGUCUGAGAAGAGGAGGAGGAGGAGGAAGGAGGAGGAGGAGAAGAGUAUGUCUGAAAAGGAGAUGGAGGUGCCCCGAAUCAAAUCACCCGGAGUGGAGCUCGCCGAGACCGUAAAACCCCCCUGCAACCUCAAACGUGACGUCGAGGAGGAGAGGGAGAGGGCUUCCGUAAGGCCUCUGAUGGAGAGCGGGACGAAAGGAGGAGAACCUCAGAGGAAGAUUAAGACCAACAGAGAAGAAGGGAGGAGGGCCGGCAAGCUUGCGGGCGUGGCCGGAACAGAGGCAGCCAAUCAGAGCAGCUAUAUAAAGGGAAGCGUGGAGAGGAGCAAAGCCAAGAGGAACCGUAAGGUCCUAGUGUCCGACGGACCGGGAGCCACCGUGGACUACACCAGUCCCCCAGGGGGCAGUAGUCAUGUGUGUGGCGAUGGAUCAGAGGGCAGAGCAGAGCAAAGGAAGACUGUCGUUAAAACACUGGAGGAAUACACCAAUGACAGCUCGGCACCUGCUGACGGACACAUAGUACUCAUACAGGUCCCUCGCUCCAAGUGGGAGAAGGAGGACUACGAAUCAGAGGAAGAGGAAGGAGGAGGGGUCAGGGUUCAACUCCGCCCUUUGCUCACCCCCUCCCUCCCUUUCCCCCCUGGACCCCACAUCACCGUGACGACGGAGACGGAGGCAGGGCGAAGGAAAGAGAGGGACUGUACCUUUCCCAAGCCAGAGAGAACUAUGUCCCCCUCUAGUGGAAGAGACAGAGAAGACAGCCUGCAGGGUGGAAAACACUCCGGAGACCCCAUCCCUUCUGAGAAAGACGGAGAGACGGAGAGAAAGAGAGAUCAGUUAAAGGAAAAGGAGCAGGAGAGGGAAAGAGAUAACGAACGGGACAGAGAGCGAGCGAAAGAGAGAGAAAGAGAGAGGGAACACAGCCGUGCUUCUGACAAAGAUAUGGACAGACCGAGAAAGAUUCCCUCUUCCUCUCAGCGGCCGGAGAGGAGAGAGAGAGGAGGAGAGAGGACUGGGGAGAGAGGGAUCGACCACGUCAGUGAGAAGAGCUCCUCUCAGCGGCCGGAGAGGAGAGAGAGAGAAGGAGAGAGGACUGGGGAAAGAGGGAUCGACCACGUCAGUGAGAAGAGCUCCUCUCAGCGGCCGGAGAGGAGAGAGAGAGAAGGAGAGAGGACUGGGGAAAGAGGGAUCGACCACGUCAGUGAGAAGAGCUCCUCUCAGCGGCCGGAGCGAGAGAGGAGAGAGAGAGAAGGAGAGAGGACUGGGGAGAGAGGGAGCGACCACGUCAGUGAGAAGAGCUCCUCUCAGCGGCCGGAGCGAGAGAGGAGAGAGAGAGAAGGAGAGAGGACUGGGGAGAGAGGGAGCGACCACAUCAGUGAGAAGAGCUCCUCUCAGCGGCCGGAGCGAGAGAGAAGAGAGAGAGGAGGAGAGAGGACUGGGGAGAGAGGGAGCGACCAUAUCAGUGAGAAGAGCUCCUCUCAGCGGCCGGAGCGAGAGAGAGGAGGAGAGAGGACUGGGGAGAGAGGGAGCGACCACAGCAGCGAAAAGAGCUCCUCUUCCUCCUCACACUCUUACUCACGAGAUCGUAAACCUUUUUCUUCUUCCAGGGACCACAAAGCGACCUCUGACCCCAGAGCCAGGGAGCACAGAGACCACAAACAUAAAGACCACAACGACCAGAACUCCUCCACCGUUGACCGUAACACCAACUCUACUGACCGUAGACCACUAGACGACCAGGAGACCACCAGAGAACACAGAGACCGCCUCGAACCCAAACACAAAGACCACAGAGAGCUAGGCAGUGCCUCUCCCGUCUCCAAGAGAGCCCCACCUCCAUCGGACCCCUCCUCCUCCAGCACCCAGAGAUCUCAGGGAAGCUCUGAGCCCACCAGACCUAGCGAAAGCAGCCCUGGCAGGGACACGACGCAGGACAGAUACCCCUCUCCUCAGGUCUCCAUCUCCGUGGAGAACCAGCCCGGGAGGGGGAAGGCUGAGGGAGAAGAGCCCAGAGUGGAGCACUCCUCAGCGGGGAGACAGAGCCAACAGGCCAGCCUAGGAAACCUAGAGAAGGAGAUGAGUGGUGGAAAGCCCCACCAACACCCAGCCUCACUCCUACAGCCCCCCAGGACUGACAACAGGGCAGGGGUGCCCCGAGCUGUCAGAGAGAGAGAGAGAAAGAAAGAGAGAGAGAGGCAGAUGCAAAAGAUGAGGGAGAAGAUGGAGAAGGAGAGAGAUGAGGAGGGAGAUAAAGAGGUCGAUAGGGAGAAGGAGAGAGAGAGAGGAUCUCCUCCCUCGGCCCCUUCUUCCAGACCUCCUCCCUCGAUCUCCUCCCUCUGCCCCUUCUUCCAGACCUCCUCCCUCGGUCCCUUCUUCCAGAUCUCCUCCCUCGGUCCCUUCUUCCAGAUCUCCUCCCUCGGUCCCUUCUUCCAGAUCUCCUCCCUCGGUCCCUUCUUCCAGAUCUCCUCCCUCGGUCCCUUCUUCCAGAUCUCCUCCCUCGGUCCCUUCUUCCAGACCUCCUCCUGA
Molecule: messenger RNA, 7527 nt
Organism: Oncorhynchus mykiss (rainbow trout)
Lineage: Eukaryota; Metazoa; Chordata; Actinopteri; Salmoniformes; Salmonidae
Source: RefSeq, a predicted model, not a curated record